AUGAAAAUCAUGACCACGCUCACUCUGGCGUCGGUAGCCUUGGCUAUCCCGAUGGACACGAAGACAAGCAAACGCCAGUCGACUGGCAGCACCGCCAAUGAUUUCAAGAGAAAUGGCUGCAAUGAUAUCAUUUUUAUUUUCGCUCGCGGCUCAGCCGAGAUUGGAAAUAUGGGUACCAUCGUUGGGCCUGACGUCGCCGACAACCUGAAAGAGGAAUUUCCCGGCCAAGUUGCAGUUCAAGGCGUAGACUAUGCAGCUCUUCUGUCAACCAAUUUCCUCCCAGGCGGUACUGAUGAUGAGGGCAUUGAUGAAAUGAAGAGCCUCCUCAGCGAUUCCAUGAGCCAGUGCCCCGACUCCAUCAUUGUAGCUGGAGGAUAUUCCCAAGGUGCCGCUGUCAAUCACCGAGCGAUUGAGGAUCUCCCCGAGGACCAAAAGAACCGCAUCGCUGGCGUCGUCACCUUUGGAGAUACCCAAUUUCGUGCUGACGACGGUCAAAUACCCAACUUCCCCGCCGACAAGGUGGAAAUAAUCUGUGCCGCAAACCCUCGCGACACCGUCUGUGACGGUGUCUUGACUGCAGCCAUCCUGCCACCCCAUCUGUCGUAUGGUAGAAAUGCUGCAGAGGGAGCAGAGUUUCUUGCCGAAAAGAUCCGCGUCGUUCAAGGCGCUUGA
Ilyonectria robusta is the source of this 672-nucleotide messenger RNA. Its product is annotated as cutinase. Gene Ontology annotation, cellular component: extracellular region. Gene Ontology annotation, molecular function: cutinase activity. The transcript has 3 exons. Lineage: Eukaryota; Fungi; Ascomycota; Sordariomycetes; Hypocreales; Nectriaceae. Bases 1 to 672 code for a protein of 223 amino acids. The record is from RefSeq and is a predicted model, not a curated record. Gene Ontology annotation, biological process: carbohydrate catabolic process.